AAAUAAGCUCGGACUGUUCCCUUGUUGCUGUUGGAAAAUACCAUUCACACAUUUCGUGUUUGUUUUGUUGCGGUACCGGCUCUUUCAACAUAAUUGAAAACUCUGACGACCUCAACACAUUUUGACGAUAAUACAUAAUCAAGCUGUAAAGGUUGUCAAACAAAACAUUUUCGAACAGCUUCUUCCCUUCCACCAGAUAAUUUACCGUGAAACCAAUUUUCUCCAAAAUGCAAUUCAUCGUUUGUUGCCGGCUCUUUAGAACGAGCUAAACUUUCAACUUCUUCAUCACGAACGUCAUCGCGAUCAAGCCUUCAAAAAUAUUCAGAACAAAAUACUUCAGUCGAUAAGAAAUCGGAGGAAUGCGAACACACUUACUUGUAGCUAUCGGUGUAAAAGAUCUUAUUGUGCGGUGUCAACGCGAAGAAAUGUGGAUUCCAAACCUUAUCAACUGGAUCUUCAAGAUAAAGAAUUCCACUCUUAACGGUAUUUCUAAUGUCAAGUUCAUUUUCGUCUUGUCUCAUGAGAUUGUUAUUCGAUGUGCCAUUGCUAUCAUCAACAAAGAAUGCAUUGUGACUAGAUCCUUCACAAUAAACAAGCUUUUUAUGCUUCAAAAUGAUUUUUCUUUUAAGUGCAUGCGGUGAUGGUAAUUUGGUCUCGUUUUUCUCAAGUGGUUGUGUCAACAACAUAUCACCAAACACUUCAAUCAUUAAUUGUGCCAUUUUACGUUGCUGAACGAGUGAACAAUUUUGUUCAAUUGAUAGAAUUAAA
Molecule: messenger RNA, 768 nt
Organism: Clunio marinus
Lineage: Eukaryota; Metazoa; Arthropoda; Insecta; Diptera; Chironomidae
Source: the annotation of a GenBank genome assembly